Messenger RNA from Enterobius vermicularis (human pinworm), 702 nucleotides. The record is from the annotation of a GenBank genome assembly. NCBI's taxonomy places the organism in Eukaryota, Metazoa, Nematoda, Chromadorea, Rhabditida, Oxyuridae.
AUGUUUGUCCAGAGUGAGAACCACUUAAUUUCAGCUUCUGGACCUCCAUGCGAAGCCAGUGAACUAAUUACAUUAAUACCUAUGGAAGAAACUGAAGAGUUGCCAGCCGUAUGCGAUGCUGAUCAGUACGUUUUUGAAAGAUUGAAAGGUAAAAUUGCUCUCCUUGAGAAGAAGCUAGAAGAUUGGGGUAGAAGGUGUGACGAGGCCGAUGGGAUCGAGCAACACCUUCGCCUGCAACUCUAUGAGUUUUCGGAGAAGUGGAAAGGCGAACGGUCAUCUCUCAUAGAGGAGAUUGAGAAGCUUAAGAAGGAAAAUGCGAAAUUAAGAAGUGAUCUGAUGGAAGUUCAGGAAGUUGAUGCUACUGAUAAGCUGAAGUUGGAGAAGUUGUUAUUAGAGAAAAAAAUAUGGGCAAAGGAGAAGAAGGAGAAAAAUGACGAAAUAAAUAUGCUGACUGCUCGUAUCAUCGCACUAAGGAAUGAGUUACGAAAAUAUGCUAAGAAGGGAGGUGGUGAUGUUUCUCCGUCCUCAGCCAUAGCCAGUAUGGUUGUGUCAGAUAAUGCUGAAGGGGAAGUAACACCAACCAGAAACCUUUCUGUUGAGGCAAGACUAUCGACAAAUUGCAAAAGAAAGCCGAUAAAAUCGGCAUCGUCAUUCUGUGCAUCUUUGCAGUGUCAGCCUUUCAGUCUUGUAGAGAGCCCUUAA